AACAUAUCGUGGCUAUCUGUCAUAAUGUUUAUCGAUUGAAACUUUAUUGACGGUAAAAAAUUGCUUAGGAAAAAUGUCCGAGCAGUGUGAGCCUUUAACAUUAUCCAAGGAUAUAAAGCGCGCCAUAGAAUUGUUGGAAAAAUUACAAUCCAGCGGCGACUUUCCAACAACCAAGCUAUCUGCACUGCAGAAGGUCCUUCAAAGCGACUUUUUAAACGCUGUGAGGGAAGUUUAUGAACAUGUAUAUGAGACGGUAGACAUACAAGGAUCACAAGAUGUACGAGCUUCAGCUACGGCGAAAGCCACUGUUGCUGCCUUUGCGGCAAGCGAGGGGCACGCACAUCCUAGAGUUGUAGAAUUACCAAAAACUGAUGAAGGACUAGGAUUCAAUGUUAUGGGAGGAAAAGAACAAAAUUCACCCAUUUACAUAUCCCGUAUUAUACCAGGUGGAGUGGCUGAUAGGCAUGGUGGACUAAAAAGAGGAGAUCAACUUUUAUCUGUUAAUGGCGUUUCUGUGGAAGGCGAAAACCACGAAAAGGCUGUUGAACUUCUUAAGCAAGCCAUUGGAUCUGUGAAGCUUAUUGUUCGGUACACCCCUAAAGUAUUAGAGGAAAUGGAGUUGCGAUUUGAUAAGCAACGUACCACACGUCGUCGCCAGUGAUUCCGAAAGCGAGAGAAAUUUGGUAAAUCGGGCAAAAUAGUUUUAUAAGUGAAACGUUAGUUGAAAUUUGAUUUCAGUAUUUAUUGUAAUUAUUUUGAUUAAAGAUCAAUAAACUUCAAAGUAAUAUAAAUAAA
This is a messenger RNA of Anastrepha ludens (Mexican fruit fly), 795 nucleotides long. RefSeq names its product protein lin-7 homolog C (gene veli). Gene Ontology annotation, molecular function: protein binding. Gene Ontology annotation, biological process: neurotransmitter secretion; protein localization to basolateral plasma membrane; maintenance of epithelial cell apical/basal polarity. Bases 74 to 661 code for a protein of 195 amino acids. The record is from RefSeq and is a predicted model, not a curated record. Lineage: Eukaryota; Metazoa; Arthropoda; Insecta; Diptera; Tephritidae. The transcript has 4 exons. Gene Ontology annotation, cellular component: synapse; cell-cell junction; basolateral plasma membrane.